Molecule: messenger RNA, 2002 nt
Organism: Populus euphratica (Euphrates poplar)
Lineage: Eukaryota; Viridiplantae; Streptophyta; Magnoliopsida; Malpighiales; Salicaceae
Product: inositol-3-phosphate synthase-like
Exons: 10
Coding region: 147-1679 (510 amino acids)
Biological process (GO): phospholipid biosynthetic process; inositol biosynthetic process
Molecular function (GO): inositol-3-phosphate synthase activity
Source: RefSeq, a predicted model, not a curated record
GGGUGGCUCUUGAUGGAGCACAAGGAAGAAAGGGUCAGAGGCUAGAUAAGAUUAGUGGCAUCGCAGUCUUGGUUUUCAUUUUGGUUUUCUCAUUCUUUGAUCUCGUGAUAUUUGUGUUUUUAUUACCUAUAGCAAAGAAAGCAAAAAUGUUUAUUGAGAAGUUUAAGGUUGAGAGUCCUAACGUUAAGUACAUAGAAGAUGAGAUUCAUUCCGUGUACAACUACGAAACCACUGAACUUGUUCAUGAGAACAGAAAUGGUUCUUAUCAAUGGACUGUCAAACCCAAAACUGUCCAAUAUGAAUUCAAGACUGAUUCUAUUGUCCCCAAACUAGGUGUUAUGCUUGUGGGGUGGGGAGGAAACAAUGGUUCAACUCUCACUGGAGGUGUUAUUGCCAACAAAGAAGGAAUCUCCUGGGCAACUAAGGACAAGGUGCAGCAAGCCAAUUACUUUGGAUCACUUACCCAGGCAUCAAGCAUCAGACUUGGGUCUUUCAAUGGAGAGGAGAUUUAUGCUCCAUUCAAGAGCCUGCUCCCCAUGGUGAACCCAGAUGACAUUGUAUUUGGGGGAUGGGACAUAAGUGACAUGAACUUAGCAGAUGCCAUGGCGAGGGCCAAGGUUUUCGACUUUGACUUGCAAAAGCAAUUGAGGCCCUACAUGGAAUCCAUGGUACCACUCCCUGGAAUUUACGACCCUGAUUUCAUUGCUGCCAAUCAAGACUCACGUGCUAACAAUGUUAUCAAAGGCACUAAGAAAGAACAAGUCCAGCAAAUUAUCAAAGACAUUAGGGAGUUCAAGGAGAAAAACAAGGUGGACAAGGUUGUCGUGUUGUGGACUGCCAACACAGAGAGGUACAGUAAUAUUGUUGUGGGGCUAAAUGACACCAUGGAGAACCUCCUGGCUGCUGUGGAGAAGGAUGAAUCAGAGAUAUCUCCAUCAACCUUGUUUGCUCUGGCUUGUAUUUAUGAAAAUAUACCUUUCAUCAAUGGAAGCCCACAAAACACUUUUGUUCCAGGACUUAUUGAUCUGGCUAUUAAGAGGAACAGUUUGAUUGGUGGAGAUGACUUUAAGAGUGGUCAGACCAAGAUGCAAUCUGUGCUGGUAGAUUUCCUUGUUGGGGCCGGUAUUAAGCCAACAUCAAUAGUGAGUUACAACCAUCUGGGAAACAAUGAUGGCAUGAACCUCUCAGCACCUCAAACCUUCCGCUCCAAAGAAAUCUCCAAGAGCAAUGUUGUUGAUGACAUGGUCUCCAGCAAUGGAAUUCUGUAUGAGCCUGGUGAACACCCUGACCAUGUUGUAGUCAUCAAGUAUGUGCCAUAUGUUGGAGAUAGCAAGAGAGCUAUGGAUGAGUACACCUCAGAGAUAUUCAUGGGUGGCCAAAACACCAUUGUGAUGCACAACACCUGUGAAGACUCCCUCUUGGCUGCACCAAUCAUCCUGGACUUGGUUCUUCUUGCAGAGCUUAGCACCAGGAUCCAGCUCAAAGGUGAAGCAGAGGGCAAGUUCCACUCAUUCCACCCUGUUGCUACUAUUCUCAGUUACCUUACAAAGGCUCCUCUUGUUCCACCAGGCGUACCAGUGGUGAAUGCACUGUCAAAGCAGCGUGCAAUGCUUGAGAACAUACUGAGAGCGUGUGUUGGGUUAGCUCCUGAGAACAACAUGAUUUUGGAAUACAAGUGAGCUCGUGGAAGAAGAUAACAGUGGACGUAGUUUGGUACAGGAACAAAAAACAACCACCCAGUUUCCCUUUCUCUUUCACUAAUCCUGUGGUCAAGUGCUGCCCUUUUUUCUGUAGUGUUAUAUCUAUGUUAUAUUUUCAUUAAUGUUUUAUGUAUGGAUGUUGCUGUUUAUUUUACGGAGUUCAUGUAGUCCGAUUGCUUUGGCUCUUGAUGACCAAGCACCUUUUUCUAUGGGAAAUAGAUGAUCUAUAGAUAUAUAUAUAACAGUUCAUGAGCUGUGUUUGUUGGAGCAAAGUCAAGUAAUAUCAUUCAUACUUUACUAAA